AUGUAUGGGUUGCGACACGGCGGGACCGGCGACCGGCUGGCGACGGGCGUCCGGGGCACACUCGACUCGACGCGCCAAAAGGUUCGAAUGGCGUCGUUGGCGCCGGCGCCGACACAUCUGCUCCGCGAGGCCGGAAAGACAAGCACAGGAGAUAGGCGGAAGGAAAAGGCUGAGCGAAAGUACAUGGCGACGCAGUUUGCGCUCCUCAAGGAGCGGUUUGGCGCCAAGGCCGAGCAGAGCCGCCGGCGCGGACGGAAGCUCAAGGCUGCCGUGGCCAAGAAUAACGAGCUGGCGGCGCAGUUGGCGGCGGCGGUGGCUCGCAUUGCGGUGCUAGAGGAGGAGGCAGCGCUCGCUGGGGGCACCGCCCAUCCGCGGCUCGGCGAUGAGGAGAACUGCGCAGCGAUGAUGACGGCUGGCUGCGAUGACUGCGUUGAUGGCGCCGCCGAGCUGAAGGCCCGGCUGGCCAAGGUCGAGGCGCAACUGGAAGAGGCCAUCGUGGCCAAGACCAAGCUUGUCGAGUAUAACCGCCGGCUGCGGACCCAACUUGCGCAGGCCGAGCUUGCCGCCGAGGCUGGAGCCGAGACCAGUGCCGAGGUGUGAGCGGGCUCGGCCGGCGAGCUGCCGACGUAUGCGGCGCUCGCG
Thecamonas trahens ATCC 50062 is the source of this 642-nucleotide messenger RNA. RefSeq lists its product as uncharacterized. The transcript has 2 exons. Bases 1 to 600 code for a protein of 199 amino acids. Lineage: Eukaryota; Apusomonadida; Apusomonadidae. The record is from RefSeq and is a predicted model, not a curated record.